UUUAUUGUAAAAUGUAAACCCAAUGACCUCUUUUGCAAAGUUAUGCAGUCCACUACUUUUUGCAAAGAAGAUUUGAUAUCUCCAGGACAUGAACAAGAGAUGCUCAUUGAGUCAUUGACGUUUCAAAUCAUAGCUCAGAGCUCUCUCUCUCUCUCUCUCUCUAUCUCUCUUAACCCACACAUCAGUACUUUAGUCUCUGCCAUUUUACAAAAUUGAAGAACUAUAUUAAUUUCCUAGAAUGGAAAUCUUGAGUUUGCUUUUUGGAGUCAUAGGCAAUGUGAUCUCAGUGCUCAUGUUUCUUUCUCCAGCUGGAACCUUUUGGAGAAUAGUAAAGCACGGAUGCACAGAGGAUUUCGAGAGUAUUCCUUACGUGUGCACGUUACUGAGCGCAGCUUUAUGGACCUACUAUGGGAUCAUCAAGCCAGGAGCCUUCCCAGUUGCCACUGUCAAUGGUUUUGGGAUCCUGGUGGAAAUCGUCUACGUAACUCUAUUCCUUAUAUAUGCACCACCAAAAAUGAGGGCUAAAACGUGGAUUCUUCUUGGGCUCUUGGAUGUGGGUUUCCUAGCAGCAGCAAUUCUGGUUACCCGCCUAGCAUUGCAGGGUCAAGUGCGGAUUGAUGCAACGGGGUUCAUAUGUGCUGGCCUCAAUAUUGUUAUGUAUGGUUCGCCUCUUGCUGCCAUGAAAACAGUGGUCAUCACCAAGAGUGUUGAGUUCAUGCCCUUCCUCCUUUCCUUCUUCCUUUUCUUGAACGGAGGGAUUUGGACUUUAUUUGCUAUUCUCACAGGUGAUUAUUUUCUCGGGGUUCCAAAUGGGGCUGGAUUUUUACUUGGAACUGCACAGCUAGUCCUCUAUGCGAUUUACAGGAAUGCCAAGCCUUCCAGGAUCGUUUCUGAUGGGCUUGAAGAAGGAUGGCAAUACCAAACCCUUAUCUCAUCUUCAUCAUCGGAACAAUCCCAUGAAGUUAAACAAUAAGACGGAAGAAGAAGAAGAAGAAGUGCAUGCUAUUAGAAUUAAAUUAAUCUUUCAUUUGUUUGGCAAAGGUCCAGGGAGCUGAUGCUGGAGUGAGAAGGAAACACUAUUUGCCUUUCUGGCUGCUCUUUCCAAGAUCUUUUCAGUGCUAUCUAUUACUACAAUAAUUAAACAACCCAAACAUUUGUGUUUAUGAAUAGCUAGGGAGACUUAAAAGCUUGUUUUGUGUUCACCACUAAUGUACAUAUACUAUAUAUAUGGAUCUAGAUUAUCUUGUACA
This is a messenger RNA of Hevea brasiliensis (rubber tree), 1250 nucleotides long. RefSeq names its product bidirectional sugar transporter SWEET17. Gene Ontology annotation, biological process: carbohydrate transport. The transcript is spliced from 6 exons. The record is from RefSeq and is a predicted model, not a curated record. Bases 239 to 973 code for a protein of 244 amino acids. Lineage: Eukaryota; Viridiplantae; Streptophyta; Magnoliopsida; Malpighiales; Euphorbiaceae. Gene Ontology annotation, cellular component: membrane. Gene Ontology annotation, molecular function: sugar transmembrane transporter activity.